AACAACUUCCGAUAGUCUGACGUAUCGACCAAUCAGAACAGCGAACGUCAAUCUCGCGCGGAAUUCGUCUUUUCCGCUUUUUCAUUGUUCGCGGGAAACUGAACACUUCUGAAUGAAACGUCUAUCCAGCAGGAGCAAUGACUCUUUUUCACCAUGUUGUUGAUCGAGGAGUUAUAAAAAGACGGUUCAAUGGCGAGCGUCGAGGCUAUCCGCUGUCCUCUCUGCUGGACGGGUAUCAGUGCGCGCGACAGGACGAACACAUUUCAUAUGGAGCCUCGGCUGCUGCUGUCCCGCCGUUUGGGUGCACGUUUUCCUCUGCUCCUGGUCAACAGAACAGCCUUGCUGUUGCAAAUGAAGAAGGGUUUGUGACCAUCUUCAAUACCAGAGAAAAAAAGAGCUCGGUCCUGAAAGAGUGGCAGGCACAUGAUAAUGCUGUUUUUGAUAUUGCCUGGGUUCCUGGUACAAACAGCUUGGUAACCGCCUCUGGUGACCAAACCGCCCGUCUGUGGGAUGUUAUCACUGCUGACCUGCUGGGAACUUUUAAAGGACAUCAAUGCAGUCUUAAAUCGGUUGCUUUUUCCAAGCAAGAGAGAGCUGUGUUUAGCACUGGAGGCAGAGAUGGGAAUAUCAUGAUUUGGGAUACAAGAUGCAGUAAAAAAGAUGGUUUCUACAGGCAAGUAAAACAGAUCAGUGGUGCCCAUAUGAAACCUGAAAGAUAUACACCUCAAAACAAGAAGAGGCGUGGGAUGGCGCCCCCUGUGGACUCCCAGCAGGGUGUGACAGUGGUUCUCUUCUGCGAUGAGAACAAGCUCAUCUCCUCGGGAGCAGUCGACGGGAUCAUUAAAAUGUGGGAUUUGCGGAAGAACUACACUGCGUACUACCACAACCCCCUCCCUCUACAGACCUAUCCCUACCCAGGCUCCUGCACACGCAAACUAGGAUAUUCUGGACUGUCACUGGACUCUACUGGCUCCAGACUGUUCUCCAACUGCACAGAUGACAAUAUCUACAUGUUCAAUAUCAGUGGAUUGAAAACCACUCCAGUUGCUGUGUUCAGUGGCCACAGUAACUCCUCAUUUUAUGUGAAGUCCAGUGUCAGCCCAGAUGACCAGUUCCUGGCCAGUGGUUCGAGCGACCAUCAAGCUUACAUAUGGAAGAUUUCAGACCCAAAACAAGCUCCCAUGAUGCUUCAGGGCCAUAGUCAGGAAGUCACAUCAGUGGCCUGGUGCCCCACCGAUUUCACCAAGAUCGCUUCCUGUUCUGAUGACAACACCGUUAGGAUUUGGCGCCUGAAACGCAGACCAGAUAGCGAAAACUCAUCGAACCGAGACGCAAACAUCGUAGGCUGGACACUUCGUAAAGUCCAGUCACCAACCAGAACACCUGGCCGUUACAACCCCGUUGAGCUCACUCCAGCCAAAAGUCCUGGUUCAGAGAGGGUGGUUUCUCUGGCUUCACCCCAGCCUGCUUCUUGUGCUCCUACGGGUGCCGAUUUACCCCUCCCAUCAAACACCUCUGCACCUUCAGCCAAGCUCAGCAGCCCCAAAAUCCCCUCGUCUAUCCAGCAGUGGGUCAGCCGCAGCAGCUCCCCGCGUCACCAGGGCACGUCUCCUCUCCGUAAGGUGCUCACGCCAGUCCUCCAGGGCCCUUCAUCAGAGCGCCGUGCAAAGCGACGGCUAGAGACGGGUGAUUGCGCUAGCUCUGGUUUGGGAGGGGAGGGUGAAGGGGUGUCUGAAUUGUAUCCCGACGUUAAGCGGAGCAGGAGUUCGGUGAGCGCAGAGAACUGUUCUGAGGAGAAAGGUGAACUAUUCAGUUUGAAAACAGAUGAGAGGCUCUGCUCGACUGGUCAAGCCGGCGCUGGCAAGGAGAACAGCUCUCCGAGAAGGAAUGAUUGGCUGUCGGUUAUCAGUCAGAGAUUUAAAGGAUCGACUCAACCCAAAAGCCCAAACGGCAGCAGCAAACGGCAAGAUGCAAGAACACACAGCGCUCCAGCAGCGAUAUCACCGCGUCCCAUGACGGUCAUCUCUCCAACACCAAACAAGAAAGCAUCACCCUCCAGACCCAUGAAAAAAAUCUCAAGCUACUUCAUGAAAAGAACCCAAGACUGAUUACUGUGUAGGGAGAGGAUCUCUACAUCUAUGGUUUAAGGCCAGGUUUUCAUUAGAAAAAAAGCAUCAAACCAUGAAGAAAUAUGCAGAUACUACUUGUAUUUAUGUAUGUAAUGUGUAUUUUUUUUUUUAAAUCUUGUUGAAUGUUUUUAAAUGUAUACGUUUCAUUUCCUAGAGAAGGGUCAAAUUGAUAAUCAUUUGUCAACAUUACAGAACUAGGCGUCAUUUGACACCAUAAUUAAACUACAAGUUCUCUGAAUCUUCCAUGUCAAUCUUUGAUGCAUUGAAAUCGUUUUUUGUAGACACUAUUUGAUUUAACAUGCGUUUUAAAGCAUUUGCAUUUAUAUAAAAUUCUUUGUAUGUCUAAUAAGCAUUGUUUUUUUAGCUUUCUAAAUGUAUAAUGCUUCUUAUUUGAGCAUGUCUGUCCUUAAACGUGGGGUCACAUUUUCAGAGUUUUAUAUUGAUUGUUAAGCAGCACUUUACAUAACUAACCCAUUUACAAUUUGCUCAGUGCCUUUUAGUUAUUGAACAUCAAUAUUGCAGUGAGUUUAAAAAUGAUUUGAACACUUUUUUUACACUGUACUAUAUCCUAUAGUUCGUUUUUAUUUUAAGUUUACAUGAUUUAAAGGUUCGUCCGGAAUGAGACUUGACCUGACAGUUCCGCUUCUGUGUUUUGAUCCUACUAGUUCUUGUUUUGCUUGUUUUUGCCUCAGGUCAUCAGCAUAGUUGAUCAAAACUGUGCUGGUUUAGAAAUGAAAGGGAUAAUUCACCAAAAAUUUACAUUUUUGUCAUUUACUCGCCCUCAUGUUCCAAACCUGUAUAAGAUUUUCAUCUGUUAAACACAAAAGAACAGUCUGAAGGAUGUUGGUGACAAAGUUGCCUGUAGCCAUUGACUUUCAUUGUAGGAAAAAAGAUACUAUGUAAGUAAGUCAACUGUCUGAUUGCUAACAUUCUUUAAAAUAUCUUGUUCAACAGAAGAAAGAAACUCGUAGGUUUGAAACAUUAGGGUUGAGAAAAUUACAAACCCAUUUCAAAUUAAAAUAUGCCUUUUUAUAUAUUUAUGUUCAUUCACGCAGAAAUGUGAAUUGUCGAACCUAUGUCAUGUGCCUAUCUUCUUUAUAAAGGAGAUGUUAUGUAGCUGACAGUCUUUUCACUUCUGAUCAAAAACGAUACAGUAAAGUAAAUGUUGACUGAAUUAGUAAUAUUCUCACGUUGUAUGUUCCAAAGAAGAAAGUAGGCCUACACGUUUGAAACAGGGAGAGCAAUGUUUUGUUUAUCUCCUCAUUUUUUACGAGUUCAUUUUGGGGUGAGCUGUUUCUUUAACUGACUCAUUCGACUAGGCUAUAAGUCUUACAAACUCAAUUGUUAUUUUAUGAGCAAUUGUUGAAUUUUUGUACCUAUCUGUUCACUUUUUUAUCAUUGUUAUCAUUAAAUAUAUUAAUUAUU
Molecule: messenger RNA, 3554 nt
Organism: Pimephales promelas (fathead minnow)
Lineage: Eukaryota; Metazoa; Chordata; Actinopteri; Cypriniformes; Leuciscidae
Gene: dtl
Product: denticleless E3 ubiquitin protein ligase adapter
Biological process (GO): mitotic G2 DNA damage checkpoint signaling; proteasome-mediated ubiquitin-dependent protein catabolic process
Cellular component (GO): nucleus
Molecular function (GO): protein binding; protein-macromolecule adaptor activity
Source: RefSeq, a predicted model, not a curated record